Molecule: messenger RNA, 1698 nt
Organism: Aspergillus campestris IBT 28561
Lineage: Eukaryota; Fungi; Ascomycota; Eurotiomycetes; Eurotiales; Aspergillaceae
Exons: 3
Coding region: 1-1698 (565 amino acids)
Source: RefSeq, a predicted model, not a curated record
AUGAGUGGUUUUGAAGUAGUAGGUGUUGUUCUCGGUGCUCUCCCCAUGAUCAUCGGCGCUAUCGACAAGUAUAAAGCCACGAGUCAGCGGUUCAGGUUCUUCCGAUUCAAGGAACCUUUCAUCGCACAAUUGAUCCAGUCACUUCAGGAACAGAGGUUUUUUCUCGAGACAGACCUUCAAGUGAUCUUGAAAGAAACUCACCUGGAAGAUGAGGAGAUCGCUGUUUUGCUCAAGCAGUCGAACUCCUCGCUCUUUGAGGACCCCGAAGUUGCACACGCCGUUCAGGAAUAUCUUGGAGACGGAUACGAGCCAUAUACAAUAGCCGUGACUAGGUGCCAGGAGGUUCUUACAGAAAUUGCCGGACAUAUACGUGGCUUGGCAUCGGAUUCGCAGAUCAAUCUUGCCACUCUUGUACAAACACACUCUCUGAGAAAAAGGUCACACGAGAUUACUAAGAAAAUAAAAUUCAGUCUUGAGAAGCAGGACCUUGAGAAUCGAAUCAAUGAUCUCAAGGAUGCUACGCAGACAUUAUGCCGAGUCAGGGAUUCCAGUGUUUUAAGAACGGAGGUAACUGUUCAAUCAACGUCUCGGACAGUUGCCAAAUUCACAUCUACAAUGAAUGCGGUUCGCGAAUACGCUCAUUGUUUAUAUUCAGCAAUAUCCCUGGGAUAUGGGGUGGGUUGCCACCAAGAGCAUAAGGCACGGCUAUUCCUUGAAAGCCGAGCAAGGUUGAUGGAAAAGAAAACGCAGCGUAGCUUGAAGAGAUCACCAGUUGACUUCAAUGUGGCCUUGGAGCCAUCGGAUAACCCUGUUCUGUGUUAUAAAACCGACAUCAAGGUCAUGGAAGAAGAAGUGGCCUAUUCUUGCCUCGGAGCUCCUCCAACAGAUAUAUCCACUCCUCAAGUCACCAUCAGUUUGCCUAAUCAACCAGAGCCCGCGCAUCCUCCACCUAGCAGAGUUCACGACCUUUGUCAGUCAAUAUCCCAGGCACAAAACAACGGAGAGUCUCUCGGUCUCUAUCUAGCCCGGCCUGGAUGUCUUUAUCACCGUCAUAUGCCCUCAGAAACUAAAGUCGCGGCCAUGUCCAAGGAGUUCUUUUCGCUGGAUCAGAUUCUCGAUGCCCAAUCGAAACCAAAACCAGACUUUCCACCUUGGACACUAAACCAGCGAAUGGCAUUGUCAUUCAGGAUCGCAUCAUCUGUAAUGCAGUUGCUCUCAACACCAUGGUUAUACCUUCCCUUGACAAGUUCAUCAAUCUGUUUCUCACAAAAUGAUCAACUGGCAAGAACUUCUGCGACCCAACCAUUCGCCGACAUGCCCCAACCAUUCAUUACUCAUCGCUUCUCCUGCCAAAUGGUCAACUCGGGUUGUGGCUGUAACUCUAAACGAUCCCUUCUUGAGCUCGGUAUCAUCCUCCUCGAGCUAUGGCACGGACGAACAUUAUCCUCCUACGCCGCUGAAGUUCAGAUGCCAGUUGAUAACUCCUUCGGAGGCCGGUAUAAUGCAGCACGCAGGUGGCUUGAUAUCAGUGCAUACUACGUCUUGCCGUUCUAUCUCGAGAUCGUGACCAGGUGUGUUGAGUGUACGUUCGCGACGAGCUCCUCAACACCAGAUUGGAAUGACCUCGUUUUCAGAAAGUCUGUCUGUGAGUAUGUCUUGAAACCUCUGUGGGAUAAUUGUCCAAUAAAACUUCGAUGA